AUGAAUUCUCUCAGUGCAGCAAACAUCAAAUUUUGCUUUGAUAUUUUCAAAGAAUUGAAGAAGAAUGAAAAAGGAAAUGUUUUCUAUUCACCUUUAAGCAUCUCAGCAGCAAUGGGCAUGCUAUUAUUGGGACUCGGAGGUAACACUGCAAGUCAAGUAAAGAAGGUCCUUCAUUAUGAUGAAGUUGCAAAAAUGAAAAGACCAAGUGUCAAAGAGAGUCCCAGCACAUCACCAGGGGCUGCCUGUGAUAAACAUGGAGAGUUUCAUUCCCAGUUCCAUGCUCUUUUGGAAGAAAUUAAUGAGCCCAAUGAUGACUAUUCACUGGCCAUUGCUAACAGUUUAUUUGGAAACCCGAAAUUUCCGUUUCUGCAGUCAUAUUUAGAUUGUGUAGAGAACCUUUAUCAAGCAAGCCCAGAAUCAAUGGAUUUUUCACAAGCUCCAGAAGAGAGUAGGGAGAAGAUUAAUUCCUGGGUUGAAGACCGAACAAAUGGAAAAAUCAAGGAACUAUUUCCUCCAGGAACUAUUGAUGCAUCUACCAUCCUGGUGCUUGUGAAUGCCAUUUAUUUUAAAGGAAAGUGGGCAAUGGAAUUCAAGAGAGAAAGUACUAAAAAAGAACUUUUCAUGACAAACAAGGAUACUAGCAAAUCUGUUCAGAUGAUGAAACAGAAAGAUUUCUUCAAUAUUGGAUACAUCCAGGAAUGUCAGGGGAAGAUAAUUGAGCUACCAUAUACAAACAACCAUCUAAGUAUGUUUGUACUGUUGCCAACUGAAACUGAUGGUUUAGAGAAGUUGGAAGAAGAACUAACUUCUGAGAAAUUAAUGGAGUGGAUAAAUCCUGAAAAUAUGACUAAAAAGGAAGUUUUUUUAAGCUUUCCUCGGUUUAAACUAGAACAAACUUACUCUCUUGGUUCCACAUUGGAAGCUAUGGGAAUGAGAGAUAUUUUUGAUGCACAAAGUGCUGACUUUUCAGGAAUGACAACCCACAAGGGCUUGUCUGUGUCUAAAAUCUUACAUAAAUCCUUUGUGGAGGUGAAUGAGGAGGGCACUGAAGCAGCAGCUGCCACUGGUAUUGCAGUUGGAUUAAGUGCUUCUCUUGCAGAAGAAUUUAAUUGUAACCAGCCAUUCCUGUUCUUCAUUAGAGACAACAGAAGUGAAAACAUUCUUUUCUAUGGAAGAGUUAUUGAUCCUUGA
Messenger RNA from Gracilinanus agilis (Agile Gracile Mouse Opossum), 1191 nucleotides. RefSeq names its product serpin B4-like. The record is from RefSeq and is a predicted model, not a curated record. The coding region runs from base 1 to 1191 and encodes 396 amino acids. NCBI's taxonomy places the organism in Eukaryota, Metazoa, Chordata, Mammalia, Didelphimorphia, Didelphidae. Gene Ontology annotation, molecular function: serine-type endopeptidase inhibitor activity. The transcript is spliced from 7 exons. Gene Ontology annotation, biological process: negative regulation of endopeptidase activity.